Molecule: messenger RNA, 1737 nt
Organism: Physcomitrium patens
Lineage: Eukaryota; Viridiplantae; Streptophyta; Bryopsida; Funariales; Funariaceae
Source: RefSeq, a predicted model, not a curated record
AACUCCCAUGCUCGCAGUGGUGCUCCUCUCUUGGUUGGUUCAAUCAGCGAGGCCUCACAUUGUUGCGCUUGCUUGCUUGCUACAUGGGGCCCUGGACCUCUUCAUCACGCCCAUGAUGAGAACGCCGGAUUUGGAGUAAGGAUGUGUUUGAAGGAUUAUCUCCUGGUGGGAGAACAGAAAGGAAAGCAGGUAAUGCAGCUGACCAUGCCGAAGUCAAUCAAGCCGGACAAAGUUGCAGUUGCGGAACAGAUGCUGCUACCCUUGGCAGAGUGUAGUACGGGUGGGGAGGCUUGUACAAUUUUGCUGAGUGAUCUUCUCUGUGGAGAAACUCUCUCACCUACUACCACCACCUACUGCCACCACCAAUUUGGUGAACUCCACAAUGAUUCCAUAGCAACUACUUCCGCCUUCCGAGGCUGGUUAGUUAAUGCCAUAUCCGCCUCGAUCCCUUAUCCUGCACACGGGAGCUCCUUUCUGUCCAAAAGUAAAGAAAAUCUAUGUUCCAAACUCAACCGUUUUUCACACACUGAUGACACCGCCACUAUUGUUGUGAGAAAAGACCCAGCGCCAGAAACUAUGGUGGUUAGGGCUGAUUCCGUUUCCAAACCAAGUUUGGUGGAUCUUGGGGAGGCCAUGCGUGUCCUGCAGGAGAGAGAGGUAACGACGCCGCACCGUCUGACAGAUCGGUAUAUCAACACUCUGAUAUGGUCUGACUUGGAUGACGACAAAUCUUAUGUUGGACUGGGCAGUGCGCGGCGAGAGGGUGUCUUUCUCAUAUUCAAGCUGGUGGAGGAUUUGGGGCUCGGAAUAGUGAUUGGAGCACACGCCAUCGCCUAUCUGGAUCGCUUCCUCAGUACUAUGACCUCCAGCUCGGCAAACUCACAGGUUGACGAAAACUCAGCAACACAUUUUCCUUACAUCGCUGCAGCUUGCGUUUUGAUUGCAGCCAAAAUGGACGAUACCGCUGCACCCUCCUUAGCUUCUCUCUGCAGGUUUUCUGGUGAAGCCAAUCUGAUUUUAGGCAAGCUACGGGACGUGGAGGUGGUGGUGCUCCAAGUGCUCGGAUGGAAAUUGUUGGCGGUGACCACCUCAGACUUCGUGGACAACAUGCUGGCGCAUCUUCCUCUCAUCGGAGUCUCCUCGGCGCUAGUACAGGGAGCACGCAGCCGGGCCGACGAACUCCUCCAAGCAAUUCUCACAGAGGUGGAGUUCCUGGACUUCGAGCAAUCCACAAUCGGCUUGUGUGUGAUGCAAUGCAUUCUGGACGAAACUUUGCCACUUCAAGCGGCGCUUCACAUGGCAGCCCUCCAAAGUUUUCUGGUCGUGGACAUGUUUGCGUUGCAGCAAUGUCACAAGAGGCUGGUGGAUUUGGUAUCAGACCCAGUGCCACGAUGCUCCUCCUCAACCUCACCGGCAAGUGUGCUCCACGCUUAAUACUCCACAGCAACACGAGAGCCCGGAGCAGAUUCAUCGACAGCCAUCACUCGAACCUUGGGUUCAUUGAGCUCGGUGAACUCCGAUCUAGCGCCAGUUUCUCCUCUUCAAGGUCAUGGAUCUCGAUAGCACCGGCGCAAACUUCGCAUAAAGUUUCGCAUUCAUUUGCAGACUUCUCAUGAGAAUGUGUGUGGACAUUCAUUCAUUUACUCUCUCACACACACACACACAAAUGUACAAAUACGUUUUAAUUUGGUUUCAAGUAAGAAUAACAAUUGAUGAUGUGUGUUUCUUCUAAAGAAA